UUUGAAAGUAAGAAGCGGCACAUCAAAACAAUUGCGUCAGCGCCUACUUCGACUACAAUCAUUUAUGAUAAUCCUGUAUGUAGCUUCUAACAUUUGUGUGCCGGCGUAUCGCGCCCAUCCACGUCGUACGAGCUCUGCAUUUAAACGUUUGUUUGUGCUAGCACCCAUCAUGCGCUCAGAUUCGGACUCCGAUAGCCAGGAAGAAGAUGAAAAACUGAAAGAAGAAAUCAGGCAGAUAGAGGAAAGGAAAAUAAGAAGAAAAUUAUUAAAAAAACAAAGCUUAGCGACAUCGAACACGCUAUCGCCCGAAACAAGUUGUUCGUCUUCAAAAAAGCUAAAUAAUAUAGACGUUGACGAAGACAGGAAUAAAGGGAAUCCUGGCUCAUCAGUACAAGUUACCAGUAACAAUAACCUAUGUUUAGAAGAUGAUAAUAAGGGUCAACAGGAUCGAUUUCGCACAUACAAAAAACUUCCUGGAGCUGUAGAUCAUGGCAAGGAGUAUGAACAAAUGAUGUGUGCAUUCUACGCUUUAAAACUGAUUGCGCGUGAUGAUGUGGAAGAUUUUGAAAUGACUACUAACAACAAAGAAUAUGGAGUUUUUGAUGAUAUUGGACUUACAGUUACGUUCAAGAACACGAAAAGACAGAUUUAUCUCAUUCAACUCAAACACAAAGAAGGAGGAAAGUUCAUCACAAGUAACAAUUUACGUAAUCAAAAGAAUGACUUCGGCCUUCAAAAAUAUUUUAAUUCUGUAUCGUCUCUUAAUAUCACGGAAGACGUUGUUUACAUUGUCUCUACAAAUUCUUCUACGUAUAUUAAGCAAAAUACGGAGAUAUCGCCAGAUAUUGUUCUUGAAGUGCGUGAUUGUAUUGAAUAUGAAGACCUACUACUCAACGUCCAAGAAAGAAAAUCAAGUACUAUUUUUCAAAUUGUACAAAAAUUAGAGGACAAAAAUCAAAUGUUUUAUUUUUUUACGGAACAAAAUAACAUACAUAACACUAAAGUUAGCGUGCAAAAAAUGUUAUACGAGUUGAUGCAGUGUAACAUUUACGACUCUUUCAUGCAUUUCAUGAGCGAAUGGUGGUCAAAAAGCUUUGUUUUAGCAAAAGACGAUGUCAUCGCCAAAUUAGCAGAAUUAGUUGUCUCACCUUACCUUAAAACUUUAACAGACGAUAAAAAAAAUGCCAAAACCGAAAAUCUCAGAAAAGCAAUAACGAAUUUUUCGUUAACGAUUGUGGAAAAAACCGACGAAAAUAUAAUCGAAAAUAUAUGGCCGACUGAGAGUAUUACGGAUGAUGAAUUUAACAAAACCAAAGAGAAAUUUGAACUAAAGAUAACAGAACAAAUGAAAAUUUUAUGGUUUUUAAAUAAAGUUCCGCUGGUUAUAAAAGUGGACGAUUUAAAUAUAGCAGCAAUUAAAUGUGCAGUAAAGCUAAUAGACAAAAGUGCAGACAAGAAAAAAAUCAUUUUGGAGGGAAAUGUAACAAAGUGUGAAUUUGAUGGAAUGCAAGUGUUCCAAGAUUUAUCUGAUUUGAUACAAAAGUGUGAAAGAGAGGAGUGUUGCCGUAGUGUUCUGGAGAGUUUUGAGGUGUCAUUGCAGGGAAGAGAGCCAAUUUGUUUAGAAGAAUUAUAAUAACAUUGACAGCGAAAUUUCGCAAUAUAUCGGACUCGGCGAACUACUGAAAAUGUCUCAAACAAAUUUCAUCAUCGGAAACGAACGAGAAGAUUUGCCUGAAUUACACAUACCAAGAAAUGUCUCCACCAUUUUCGUAAACACAAACAACAUUUUGAGUUUUUGCGAAUCACAAAGAUUCCAGACGGUGGUAAUAAUGAAUUGUGACCCAGCAUUUAAACAUAAAUUCCAAAAACUUAAAAAUUUCAGUUGUGUCGAAAUUUCCGACUACUUUUACCAACAACUGGGUGAAAAGGAAAAUAUCAUUUUGUUGUCAACAAAAAGUAAGUGUA
Messenger RNA from Zophobas morio, 1965 nucleotides. RefSeq lists its product as uncharacterized. The transcript is spliced from 4 exons. Bases 65 to 1633 code for a protein of 522 amino acids. The record is from RefSeq and is a predicted model, not a curated record. NCBI's taxonomy places the organism in Eukaryota, Metazoa, Arthropoda, Insecta, Coleoptera, Tenebrionidae.